GCUAUGCCACCAAACGCUGGAGGAAGUCCGCCAUUGACCAAAGAAGAAGGAAAUAAACGGCGCGCUCGGCGUCUGAAUUUGAAUCACGGAAGGACUCGUUCGCUGCCAGUGACACCACAAUGGCUCAAGGUCAUAAAUUUCAAGACUUGGAGGAGACAGGGGAGGCGUUGGUGGCCCUCAUCAACAGCAGCCAAAUGGAGAAACUGAGACGAAUGAAAGAUGAACAUCGGGUCCUUUUUGACCAGCACAUAGAAACGAAAAGGAUUUUGACACAGAUUUUAAGAGAAGAGGCUCAGAUUGAGGAGAGUGUGGGCCAGAGGCUGCUGAACAUGGAGGAGGAGAAGAAGCAAAGGGAGAGGGAGCUGAAGAGUCUGGAGGAGCAGCUGAGGCAGUGCAUAGCCAAGAGCCAGAUCACUGACUCAGAAUUACAUUUCCUGAAGGGAGAGUUGGAGAGUCUGAGAAACACUGAACACGAGCUGGAGACUCUUCAGAGCGAGGUGGAUGAAGACACCACAGAGGUCAUCCCUUCAGCAGUGUACGUGGCUCAGGUGUACUACAUAAUAACUAAGAUCAAGUGGGAAUAUGAUACACCACCCAACAUCUUAAAAGGAGUGCACUACGGCGCAGACCUGGCAACUCCCAUCAACAUCGACACCUCUAUGAGAUCUCGGAGUGACGUGAGCGACCAGCUGUGGGGUUUUGUCAACACUGAUUGGUAGAUGAAGAACAGUGGUGUUGUCAGAACUUAUGUGUACAUUAUGUAUUUGUUUGUAUGUUUUAUAUAACAUUUAAAUCAUUUAACGAUUAAACGUCUCGGACCAGUGGCGUAGUA
Molecule: messenger RNA, 832 nt
Organism: Seriola aureovittata
Lineage: Eukaryota; Metazoa; Chordata; Actinopteri; Carangiformes; Carangidae
Gene: spc24
Product: SPC24 component of NDC80 kinetochore complex
Exons: 6
Coding region: 120-719 (199 amino acids)
Source: RefSeq, a predicted model, not a curated record